Mucor mucedo is the source of this 2106-nucleotide messenger RNA. Its product is annotated as replication factor RFC1 C terminal domain-containing protein. The transcript is spliced from 9 exons. Lineage: Eukaryota; Fungi; Mucoromycota; Mucoromycetes; Mucorales; Mucoraceae. Gene Ontology annotation, cellular component: nucleus; DNA replication factor C complex. Gene Ontology annotation, molecular function: ATP hydrolysis activity; DNA clamp loader activity; DNA binding. Gene Ontology annotation, biological process: DNA replication; DNA repair. The record is from RefSeq and is a predicted model, not a curated record. The coding region runs from base 1 to 2106 and encodes 701 amino acids.
AUGAAAAACAAAGAGGGACCGAAAGCUCUAGGUAGUCGACCUGAACCUGUUGGAGCUAGUAACUGUCUGGCCGAUAAAAUUUUCGUCAUUUCUGGACAGUACGAAACUUUGACCAGGGACCAGACCAAAACGAUCGUCAUGCGAUAUGGUGGCAAAGUAACAUCAGCAGUUAGUGGAAAGACGAAUUAUUUGCUAUUAGGAAGAGACGCUGGCGAGUCCAAGACAGCAAAGGCUAAAUCUUUGGGUACUGGUAUUCUUGACGAGGACGCGUUUUACAAUCUUGUGGAAUCAUCUGCACCUCAAAAGGUAGAAUAUGCACCACCACCCAAACCUGCUAAAGGAAAGGAAAGUGAUACUGUCAACAAUAUCCCUUUAAAAGAUGGCCCGGCUACUCAAACAUGGACCGAGAAAUAUAAACCUACAAGUGUCAAAGAAAUUUUGGGAAACAAAGAAACUGUAAAGAAAAUUGACGAAUGGCUUGCCAAUUGGCAAACAAAUUACUCCAAAGGAUUUGAAGGCGAAGGGGACGACAUGACUAACUGGCGCUCUAUUCUUUUAAGCGGUCCACCUGGUAUUGGUAAAACAACCACCGCCGGUGUUGUUGCCAGAAACAACGGAUACGAACCUCUGGAAUUUAAUGCAAGUGAUGUACGCAGCAAGAAAGUAUUAGAAGCGAGCAUUUCUGAAAUGAUCGAUAACCGUACGAUGACCGAAUAUUUCCAACCAAAAACUGAAAGUGCGAAGGCAAUUCAACCCAAGAUAUUGCAAGGUAAAAAAGUCGUCUUGAUUAUGGAUGAGGUAGAUGGUAUGUCUGGUGGUGAUCGUGGCGGUGCUGCUGAAUUGGCAUCAUUGAUCAGAAAGAGUAAAAUUCCCGUCAUUUGCAUCUGUAAUGAUUCAAGAUCACCCAAAGUUGCUCCCCUUUUGAAAGUUUGUUAUGAGGCAAAAUACAGAAGAACCCCCGCUGCACAAAUUCGUUCAAGAAUUCUUUCAAUCGCCUAUAGAGAAAAACUCAAAAUCACACCUAACGCUGUAGACGAAUUAGUUCAAGCAACUCAUAAUGAUAUUCGCCAGAUUAUCAAUAUUCUUUCUACAUAUCGAUUAAACCAAGAUGCUAUGGACUUUGAUCAAGCUAAAAAAGUUGGAAAAACAAAUCAAAAAUCUUCUGUUCUUGGUUUGUUUGAAAUUCCAGGUGAACUUCUGAGUGCAGACGCUUGGAGAUCCAAAACUUUAAACGAGAAAGCCAACAUCUAUUUUCAUGAUUACAGCCUUGCUCACUUAAUUAUCUUUGAAAACUAUCUGAAGUGUAAACCAGAAAGAGCUCGUGCAAGAUCAGGGAAUCCUAUUGAAGAAGCAUGCAACGAAAUGGAUUUGAUUGCAAAAGCAGCAGAUGCCAUGGCUGAUGGUGACGUAGUUGAUAGUUUGAUUCACGGUUCCGUUCAACAAUACUCUCUUAUGCCUGUCCAUUCGAUGUUCUCCUGCGUGCGACCCGCAUCUUUCAUGCGCGGUGCAAUCACUUCACGUAUUAUGUUCCCUUCAUGGCUUGGCCAAAACUCGAAGGCAGGAAAGUAUGCUAGAGCCUUAGCUGAUAUUCAAACACGUAUGAGAUUAAGAGCAUCUGGAGAUAAAUAUGAGAUUCGACAAAACUACAUCCCCACAUUAAAUUCACGUAUUUUUGGAGAACUUUUAAAGGAAAAUCUUGACGAAACCAUGGAUUAUAUGGACCACUAUUACCUUGAUCGCGAAAAUUUGGAUAUACUUAGCGAGUUGACAUUCUUAGCACCAAAAGAAAAGGCACCUUUCGCAUCGCUGCCAACCAAGGUCAAAACAGCAUUUACCAGACAGUACAAUUCUAAAAACCACCCUAUUUUAUUCCAAUUGAGUGGAAAUCCAAUUAAAAAGGUAGCUUCGGGACCUAAAGAAGAUAUUGAGAGCACAGUGGUUGCAGAGGAUGAUUCCGCUUAUGUAGAGGAGGAGGAGCUAGACAAAGCUGACGAUCCUGAAUUGGACAUCCAAAACAUCAAGUAUAUCAAAGAAAGCACAAAGAAGAGAAAAAAUACAGCCACUGCAUCUGGAAGUAGUAGCAAGAAGUUAAAGUCUAAAAAAUGA